CAAAAACAGCAUCUAAUUUAUUCAGUUUUUAAACGUACACAUACGGUUACAGUAUUGUAAUUUUAAUUUGUGACUUGAAUAGAAAAUUAUCUGGUAUGUUUCAUUGUUGAAUACAAAUUAAAUUCGUUAUUAACAGCUGUGUUGUCAAAUUUGGAAAUGUAAGCGGAAAAAAAUGUUGAAAUAACUUAACAUAAUUUGUGGUUUAUGAUUAAGUUUAAGUUGGUACUUCAAAUCAAAUACAUCUUUGACAUCUGUAAGAUUUAUUUCACAUAAAUCAAAAUGAUUUCGAUUUUAAUUAUGUUAUUACUUAUAAAUAACAUCAUUCAAGAUAUAAACGGUUUAUUUCGAGGAAAUAUAAUGAAACAAAUAAAAGGCAAAGCUAUGGAUUAUUAUAAAUCGAAGUUUGGUACGAAAGGUUUAAAUUUUAUGGGUUACGAACUUUCCGAAUAUCCGGGUGCGAAUGAUAUCUAUCGAAAAGAAAACAUAGCAAAAUGGGAAGAGUAUUACCAAUGUUUAAACAUGCAAAAUGAAGCGUUAGGUUCUCUUAGAAACUUCGUCCCCGAAGCUAUUUUGGCUUACGAAAGCGGUUACGUUAAAUUCGAUUGUAAAAUUUGUUUAAGUCCUGAAUCUCAACACAACCUCGAAUCUGUCGAAUGGGACUUUGGAAAAGAGGACGAUAACUUUUUAAUUGAAAUCGAAUUAACGGAACAUGUUAUAAUCGCACCAGAAGAUAAAUCGUUAAGUAUUUAUAAUCUUCAACUCGAACACACCGGUCAAUACGUUUGCCGACUUGGACAAACUAUAACAGCUCCAAUUUAUUUAACAGUUAUUAAAGGAGAUAAUUUAACCGAAGUUCAUGGUAAAAAUGCUGAAAAAGGACCAUUUCCACAACGUCCAAAAACGAUUACCGGAAGCGAUGCUUUAUAUUUAGACACUGUAUGGAGUCCAUGGUCGCAAUGUAAUCGAUGUCAUAAAGUUGGAAAACGUCACAGACAUGGUUAUUGCAUUAUUAAGUAUGGAGAGGAAGAUGUGGAGAGAAUGCGAAGGGAUGAGGAAAAUAUUACACAAACAGCUACGACGAUUCCAUUUAAUAAUAAUUCCGGGUAUUUCAGUGAAGGACCAAUUAGUAAAGAAAAUACAUCCGCUUGUGUAAAUUGUAAAGAAAUUGAAUUGGAUUUGUUAAAAAUUUUUGAAGGUGGAAUGCCGUGUGAAUCUCACAUUUUACCAAGUUCGUUUAAAAAUCUUCCUGACGUGAAAGAACGUACAGGUGAAAUAAUGGUUGGAUAUUGUAAGGUACCAUGUCCUAAAUCCCAAAUAUUUGAAGUAAAAGAUAAAAGUGGAAAGAUUAUAGAAUCAGCAAAUAAUUCGGCUGGAAUUUAUUCCAUGUUACAACCGAUUCCACCACCUGUGCCUCCUUUAGUGCAGCAGGUUCAAUAUGCUGCUAAAGGAAAUGAUAUAACAAUAGGUUGCCCUGGGAAUUUAAAUAGUGAUGCACCAAUAAUUUGGCAAAUAGCUGGUAAAAAUGUAGUCCCCGAAUUAUUAAAACAAGAUUCCCUUGGUCGAAUUUUUAUAACACUUUCCGAUAAAAUCCAUAUACGGCAAGCGAAAAUAUCCGAUACAAAUACAUAUAGUUGUUGGCAAAAUGAUGAAGUAGCCGGCGUUAUACGAUUGGUAGUUGAAAAAAAAAUUGAAAUGAAUUUUAAUCAUCACAUAAUGUUGUUUGGUAUAAUUAUUAUUUUAUCUACGUUUCUUUUGGUGUUUAUGAAAGCGUUUUUUGGACGAAAAUACGCAAAAACAUAAAAAUUAUAAAAAAAGAAAU
Messenger RNA from Onthophagus taurus, 1819 nucleotides. Lineage: Eukaryota; Metazoa; Arthropoda; Insecta; Coleoptera; Scarabaeidae. The record is from RefSeq and is a predicted model, not a curated record.